Molecule: messenger RNA, 2910 nt
Organism: Adelges cooleyi (spruce gall adelgid)
Lineage: Eukaryota; Metazoa; Arthropoda; Insecta; Hemiptera; Adelgidae
Gene: nsl1
Exons: 1
Coding region: 612-2660 (682 amino acids)
Cellular component (GO): NSL complex
Molecular function (GO): histone acetyltransferase binding
Source: RefSeq, a predicted model, not a curated record
CAUUAGAACGCGGUGGUUCAAUAUUUAAUUAAAUGUGUAUAAUUACAGUAAUUUAUUUUAUUUCUUAUUUGAUAUGAAGGAUGAAAACAAUCAAUAAUCUGAUUUUAUGUUCCAUGCCGGUUUGCGUGUACAGUUGGUAAUCGUGUGACAACACGUAACUCCGAGAAGAAAGCGACCGUGUUUUUUUCCAUUAUUAUUAUUAUGCGUCUGUCUCGUUUUAACGCUAGUAAACGGAACUGUAUGAAAUAACCCGCGUUUCCAAACUAAUUGUAAUCGGUCUCAGUACGGCAAGUUUGAAGUGACAAAAUUAAUUGUUUUGCUUGAAAUUGUAUUGUAAACAUUAUCAAAUUGAACUACAACGGAAGCUUGAAGAUUGUUUUCUAUCAACGGGCCUCAUGGUAUUAUAUUCAUAACAGCGUUUUGGAUGGGUGGCGGGCGACAUAUGAUGUAAACAUAGUCGACCAACAAACGCCGAUUGACUGUAAGUACGGUUUUCAACGAUAUUUUACUGAUCUCCUUACAUCAGGACUCGGUACCUUUCGGGCAAAUGUGACACAAACACCGUCAUUACGGAUGAACGGCCUCCGAUUAAGCCUCUCCGGUGUUUUGUCAUGGCAUCAAUAUUCGUACGUGUGGACGUAAAACGGCGGAAAUUAAUUGUAAAAAUUAGAUUUUCGUCUAUGAAAACGUCUGCAAACGAGCCUUCCUUAUUAGCGGUUACUCUACAUAAAGUUCGCAUGUUCAAGGAACCAGCCAUGGAUGACAAUCCACCGUUGAAGAAUGGCGAUCCUAUGGAAUUGUCAUCCGACGAUAUUCUGGGUGUGAUGAAGAAUAUAUCGAUGGUUAAAAACGGACUUAUGUCUUAUGAAAAUGAUUCUGAACAAAUUGAAAUUGGUAAUGGAGAUGCUGAUGCCAUGUUUGCAAUUGGAGAUAAUGAUUUAUGCUCUUUUGAAAGAGAUCUACUUGACAAUGUUAUUGGAAUAGCCGAAGAAGAAGUGGUUACUCAAUAUGAUGAUACACCGACAGUAAAAGAAAAUUUUGACAUGUAUAUGAACAAAGGAAAAAUAUUAAGAGAACGGCUUCAAAAAAUAAUUUCUAAACUUCAAAAUAUACAAUUGAAAACAAUGGGGAAAUGUUCUACUCAAGAGAUUUAUAAUGUUUUACAAUCUCAAAAAAGUAGUGCUAUAAAAAAUAUAAAAUCAACAUUACUUAAAGUUCAAAAACGGCAAUCUAAUCCAUUUCUUAAAAGUUUAUUAUCUGAUGAAAUUAAAGAUGGUGAAAAAGUCUUUGGUUUGCUAGAAUCCCAAAUAAAAACAUUAAAUGAAGAUUAUGAUUCUGAAGCAACAGCCAGUGACUCUGAAACUGAUACAUUAGGCGAGUCGAGUGAAGAAGAAAUUCAAGCAUCAAGUUACCCUAUAGAAGAAAGAACUGAAUGGAAAUGGCUUCAUGAAAGAGCUGGAAUAGCGUAUCGACUAACAUGGUUAGUGAAUGUUAUGUCUGACAUAGAAUUCAAAAUUAAUUUUUAUAAUGAAGCAUUAAAUCGAUACACUACACAUUCAUUUAUACAAGACCAAGAAGAAGAAACAGCCAGAAGAGUUCAUCCUUAUGAACCAAAAAUACAACAUAGAAUGUUAACACAACCACCACUUAUUAAUUUGGCUGCCGCAUGGAAAAAAGGUGACAAAGCCAAAUUUAAUCUUAUUAAUCCUUGCGAUUGCUAUGGUAUUGAUUCAUGCCCUACUUGUGUAAGUCUUACCCACCACACAGACAAUUCACCCCAUCGUUUUAGUGUUACUUUCCAUCCAGUUCUGUCUGACUCGAAAGAUACAUCUAUAAACGUUGCACUAUCUAAUGAGCUAGGCAAAUCGUCUUUUCAGCAAAAACAAAAAAAUAAAUCUAAACCUGAUACUGAUUUUAAUAAAUACUUUGUGGAUAGAACACCUGAGCAAAGUCCUACUAUUAGACAAGUUCAACCAGUAAAAUUACAAAACGCUUGGCCAAAUCGAAAUGAACCGAUAACAAAAUUUAAUCGAAAUCCUAGACAAUCAAGAAAAAGAAGAAGAAUGAGAUAUGGUAAACAUAAAAGAAGUCGAAUAGAUGAGGAUUAUAAGUAUAGCAGUCGAAGAAGUAGUGAAAGUAUAUGUGAUGAUGAUGAACUGGAUGAUGUUUAUGAAGAAGAUAAUUAUGACUCUGAUCCAGAUUACAGUCCAUGGUUCCCAAGAACAGGUGACAAGACUUUUAAUGCAAAGCGUGAAUAUGACAUUGACAAUAUUGUAAUACCAUACAGUAUUGCUGCUGCAUCGAGAGUAGAAAUGGUAAAAUAUAAAGAAAUUGUAACACCCAAGUGGAGGAUUGUCGAAGAAUUAGAUGUCGAUCCAACAGAAUUUGCUGCAAAUAUUCCAGAUCCAGAACCUGAAGUAGUAGAAGAUUUAGAUGAUGGAAAACGCAGUGCCCACCAUGAAGCUUGUGAAAUGGAAGAACGAAAAAGAUUCAGAACAAUGAAAAAGCAAUCUGAACGAACUCAUAAAAAUAGUGGACAUUGUAGCAGUGGCGAAAAUACCUCUGAAGCUAUGUCACCUCUCUUUGAGAGUCGUUCUCCCAUGCCUACAGUUGAAGAAGAACCAGAUGCAGGUCCUAGCAAUCAAGAUUGGAACCCAUAAAUUAAUUUUUAUUUAUAUUUAAGUAAUAAAUAUUGUAUAUUAACAAUUGUAAAAACCAAAGUUUUAUGUUUAGGUUAGCUACAUAUAAAAUUAGUGGUCAUACUUAAGUAUGUUAUUUUUAUGUAAUAGUUAUUGCUAAUGUAAAAUGUUUUCUUAAUCUUGUUGUAUUAUACAAAUUGUAUAAUAAAAUAUAGCCUGGCAAACAUAUACAUUAAUUAUUAAGUAGAGAAUUCUAUUUCAUUAAGACAAU